UUAAAAGCCUCUUACGAGGGUUUGGGGCUCAUUGAUGGUUCCCAGGACUUUGACUCAGGACUGUCGUUGGGCUUUGGGAAACAUCUACAAGAGGCUAAACAACUAUUUACACCUGGAGAAUAACAGGAACUAGAUACCACUUUCACACUUGAUUUUUCAAGCACUGUCUUAUAGGACUCAUUUUACAGGCCUCGUUGAGUCCUUGGCCAAUAUACCGGAGGUGUUGUUUCCUGACACACAGGAGGUCAUGAUUCACAAAGACAGACAAGGGGGUGUUGGUGGUUGCCAUGGCAUCCCGAGCUCCAUGUCCCUGCACAGACAACACUCCAAACUCCCCCCUAAAGAGAUGUUCAACGACAUCAUGUACAUAGUGGGCGGCUGGACCCAGGAGGACCCCUCCUGCCCAGUGGAACAGUUCUACCCCCUGGAGAAUGAGUGGAAGAACAUGGCCUCCAUGACCAAUCACCGUGGUAACGUGGCCGUGUGCGGCCUGUAUGGGAAGAUCUACACAGUGGGCGGGUCUGAUGGCAUCACCUACAAAAGCAAUGUGGACAGGUACGACCCACAAACUAACAUCUGGAGUAACGACGUGACCCCACUGAGCAGCCCCCGCAGCGGAGUGUGUCUGGUGGAGAUGGAUGGAUACCUGUACGCCCUUGGAGGGUAUGACGGCAUGGUCUGCACCAACACUGUUGAGAGAUAUAAUCCCAAAAUGAACAGCUGGACGAAGCAGGCUCCGAUGCUGAGCCGGCGUUGUGGGGCAGCUGCUGCUGUGAUGGAGGGUCAGCUGUACGUGAUUGGAGGCAGCGAUGGAGACGUACCCAUGAACACAGUGGAGCGUUUUAAUCCCUUGGACGGGAUAUGGUAUGUGUGCCCCCCCAUGUUGACCGCUAGAGAGAACGCUGGCUGCUGUGUGUACCUGGGACGUCUGUUUGUGACCGGAGGACGGGAUGACCUCAACCUGGAACUCAGCGCGGCAGAGAAGUUUGAUCCAGACGCUCUGAGAUGGACCCCCGUCAAACACAUGAGGUGCAAGAGGAACAACGUGUCCCUGAUGGUGUUCAACGGGUUGUUGUUGGCUGUAGGAGGCUCUGAUGGCGUUACCAAUCUGAAAACAAUAGAAGUAUACAACCACGAGUCAAACACAUGGAGACACUUUGGGAGCAUGAAGACCAAGCAUCCAGGAGGCCAUGUUGCCAUGUUGAACACAAAACAUGGUUACAGCCUGUAACUGGAUAUGGCGUUGAUGGACAAUAACUUAUGGAUUCAUCAUAUGUAUUAUGAUAUUAUUUAUUUAUGAUAUUAUUUAUUUAUUUGACUAUGUAACAUAGGACAAUUACAGGGGAAGCUGUAUGGAAUUUCUGCAACGACAACUGUUAGACUCCUGUAAAUAGUGUUGUGCUUCUUCAAUAGAAAUGGUUUAUUGAUGAGUGUAUGCUGAAGGGAAAGGCAAGGAUGGGAACAUUGAAGGAUGAUUGAGAAAAGUCAUUUAGAAUGUGUAUGGCUGUGUCCCAAACGACACCUUACCCAGCUAGCACAUUUGGUUCCUUGGAAGUUGUGGGAAUGUAUGUUUUUGGUUUUACAUUGGUCGUGGGAAUGAAGCCAUACUUUUCCUGACAGGUAAAACUGAAAGCUUUUCUAAAGUUCUGAGAACAGAAGUAAAAAUGUUGCCUGUUCUGGGAACAUUUAUUUUUUUGUUUGCAGGGAGAGAAUGUUUUACUCUGGUUCCAUGAAUGUUUUUCUGGGAGGUUUUAUUAAUGCUCUGAGAACAGAAAUGAUAGGUUAUUUGGAGAUUUUUGAAUAACUUCCUUAAAACUUUCAAUUAAUGUUUCAAUAAAACUUAAUAAAACUGCUAGCUUAUUUUGGUCAACUGCAUUCAGGGAGAAAGAUAUCUGUGUAAAAAAAAUAAGUUUUAAAGGAAGAUAAGUGAGUGAUGGCUGAAUAGUUGGCAUGGGAAAGUUCUGAGUGGUUGAGAGGCUUUGAAAGUAAUAACGCUGGAAUCAUCAAGCAGUUCCCACUAAGCAUUGACAAAAUAUCCAGCAUUUGAAGUAAUGUUGCUGUUUUCUCAAGUGUUGUACCAUUCAUUCAGUUCAGUCUCAGUGUCUUCUUUUUCACAGCAUAGGGUGUCAGGUAAAAACACGCUUUGGUGAUGAAACUUUACUUCCUUACAGUAUGUUAUAAAAUACAUUUUACCAAGACAAAUAUGAUUUAAUGUUCUGAAUUGUCCAGUGGGGUCUUUCUCUAACAUUUAAUUGACAGCAUAUCCAACAAGUCGGAGUUUGUAACCUAAUGCGUCUGAUAUUAACAAUAGGGUCCAUCUAAGAUGUCAUCUCUCAGAGCAGUCAACCCUCAGGGUCUCGAUGCUGUCACCUACUGAUAUGUAAUCUCUCAGUGCAGUGCAUCUAUCAGAAAAAGAGUGGGGGUUCGAAAGCUGUGGGUGUUUAGAAAGAAACCAUAUUAGGAGAAAUGGGGGUUUCAAAAGGAACCAUAUAAGGAGAAGUGGUAUUUCGAAAAGAACCAUAUAAGGAGAAGUGGGAAUUCGAAAAUAACCAUAUAAGGAGAAGUGGGAAUUUCAAAAGGAGUCAACACUAGAAGCGCUGGAAUUCCAUAACUACUCGAACCGCCAUGACUUGAUAUUUCAAUUAUUAUUAUUAUUUAAAUAUUAAAUGAUAAAUAAUACAUUGUAAAAUUAAUGCAUUUUGUACAAGUUACAGUAGCUAACGUUCGCUAGCAUUUGCAUUUAUGAAAAACUUAAGGUUACAUACAUGGCUAAGAGUAGGUAACAAUCAAAGACACAGCUCACAGUGAGUGAAUAGACAUGAAUAGACAAUUCCUUACUGUCAUCUCUGCAGACCAUGACUAAUGUCCAAUAAACCAAACGACAUCUUGAAUGGCACAUUUUCCAGUGGUGGAAAAAGUA
This is a messenger RNA of Oncorhynchus mykiss (rainbow trout), 2920 nucleotides long. RefSeq lists its product as uncharacterized. NCBI's taxonomy places the organism in Eukaryota, Metazoa, Chordata, Actinopteri, Salmoniformes, Salmonidae. Gene Ontology annotation, molecular function: protein binding. The record is from RefSeq and is a predicted model, not a curated record.